UCGCUGCGCACCCCCAUGUCUCCGGGAUGGGUGGCGGCGGCCGGCCGGGGAGGCGGCCGCGGGCACAGUAAUGGCAGCGCUGUGAGCAGGGGAACGCGAGUGACAGCCACCGCCGCCCACCCUCUUCGCCGGGGCUUCGUCUUUCAUUCCUUCAGGCUGCCUCCCCUCCCCUGUCCCCUGCCCCCUGUCCCGCUUCUGCAGAAGAGCGCUGUCUCCUAAGCCCUGCCACCCCUUGGACUGGAUUCCGGGCCUCCCCCACCUGGCCUUGGCCGCCCCUCCCUCGGCCCCAUUUUCCUCCGAAGGAAGGAAGAUUUCAACACUAAACUUGCACAAUGUCUUUGAAACCAAGAGUAGUAGAUUUUGAUGAAACAUGGAACAAACUUUUAACGACAAUCAAAGCUGUUGUCAUGUUGGAAUACGUCGAAAGAGCAACAUGGAAUGAUCGCUUCUCAGAUAUCUAUGCUUUAUGUGUGGCCUAUCCUGAACCCCUUGGAGAAAGACUUUAUACAGAAACUAAGAUUUUUUUGGAAAAUCACGUACGGCAUUUACACAAGAGAGUUCUGGAGUCUGAAGAGCAAGUACUUGUUAUGUAUCAUAGGUAUUGGGAGGAAUACAGCAAGGGUGCAGACUAUAUGGACUGCUUAUAUAGGUAUCUAAACACCCAGUUUAUUAAAAAAAAUAAAUUGACAGAAGCUGACCUUCAGUAUGGCUAUGGUGGUGUAGAUAUGAAUGAACCACUUAUGGAAAUAGGAGAGCUAGCAUUGGAUAUGUGGAGGAAAUUGAUGGUUGAACCACUUCAGGUCAUCCUUAUCCGAAUGCUGCUUCGAGAAAUCAAAAAUGAUCGUGGUGGAGAAGACCCAAACCAGAAAGUAAUCCAUGGGGUUAUUAACUCCUUUGUUCAUGUUGAACAGUAUAAGAAAAAAUUCCCCUUAAAGUUUUAUCAGGAAAUCUUUGAGUCCCCCUUUCUGACGGAAACAGGAGAGUAUUACAAACAAGAAGCUUCAAAUUUAUUACAAGAAUCAAACUGCUCACAGUAUAUGGAAAAGGUUCUAGGUAGAUUAAAAGAUGAAGAAAUUCGAUGUCGAAAAUACUUGCACCCAAGUUCAUAUACUAAAGUAAUUCAUGAAUGUCAGCAACGAAUGGUAGCAGACCACUUGCAGUUCUUACAUGCAGAAUGUCAUAAUAUCAUCCGACAAGAGAAAAAAAAUGACAUGGCAAAUAUGUAUGUGUUACUCCGUGCUGUGUCCACUGGUUUACCUCAUAUGAUACAGGAGCUGCAAAAUCAUGUUCAUGAUGAGGGCCUUAGAGCAACCAGUAAUCUUACUCAGGAAAAUAUGCCAACACUAUUUGUGGAGUCAGUUUUGGAAGUACAUGGUAAAUUUGUUCAACUUAUCAACACUGUUUUGAAUGGUGAUCAGCACUUCAUGAGUGCAUUGGAUAAGGCUCUUACAUCGGUUGUAAAUUACAGAGAACCCAAGUCUGUUUGCAAAGCUCCUGAAUUGCUUGCUAAGUAUUGUGACAAUUUACUAAAGAAAUCAGCAAAGGGGAUGACUGAGAAUGAAGUGGAAGACAAACUCACCAGCUUCAUUACUGUUUUCAAAUAUAUCGAUGAUAAGGAUGUUUUUCAAAAGUUCUACGCAAGAAUGCUGGCAAAACGUUUAAUUCACGGAUUAUCUAUGUCUAUGGAUUCUGAAGAAGCCAUGAUCAAUAAGUUAAAGCAAGCGUGUGGUUAUGAGUUUACCAGCAAGCUACAUCGGAUGUAUACAGAUAUGAGUGUCAGUGCUGAUCUCAACAACAAGUUCAACAAUUUUAUCAAAAAUCAAGACACAGUAAUAGAUUUGGGAAUUAGUUUUCAAAUAUAUGUUCUACAGGCUGGCGCAUGGCCUCUUACUCAGGCUCCUUCAUCUACAUUUGCGAUUCCCCAGGAACUGGAAAAAAGUGUACAGAUGUUUGAAUUAUUUUACAGCCAGCAUUUCAGUGGAAGGAAACUUACAUGGUUACAUUAUCUCUGCACAGGUGAAGUUAAAAUGAACUAUUUGGGCAAACCAUAUGUAGCCAUGGUUACAACAUAUCAAAUGGCAGUUCUUCUAGCUUUUAACAACAGUGAAAUUGUCAGCUAUAAAGAGCUUCAAGACAGCACUCAGAUGAAUGAAAAGGAACUGACAAAAACAAUCAAAUCAUUACUUGAUGUGAAAAUGAUUAACCAUGAUUCAGAAAAGGAAGAUAUCGAUGCAGAAUCUUCAUUUUCAUUAAAUAUGAACUUCAGCAGUAAAAGAACAAAAUUUAAAAUUACUACAUCAAUGCAGAAAGACACACCACAGGAAAUGGAACAGACAAGAAGUGCUGUGGAUGAGGACCGGAAAAUGUAUCUCCAAGCUGCUAUAGUUCGCAUCAUGAAAGCACGAAAAGUACUUCGGCAUAAUGCCCUUAUUCAAGAGGUGAUUAGCCAGUCAAGAGCUAGGUUUAACCCUAGUAUCAGCAUGAUUAAGAAGUGUAUUGAAGUGCUGAUAGACAAACAGUACAUUGAACGCAGCCAGGCUUCAGCAGAUGAAUACAGUUACGUAGCGUGAUGUUGCUGUCCUCCUGUGUGGGUGUGAGAGGAUCAUUGCCAUCACCAUUUGGUGUGUUCCUGUGGGGAAAAAAAGCAGGCCUGUGCCUCCAUAAUUUGGUCAUUCGGCAGCCCCUGUUUUCCUGCUGUUUACAACAUCACCAGUGCCACGUCAUGAGCAUCAGAGAAAAUGCCUAGAGAUAUUUCAAGCUCAUGUCAUUAUGACAUUUCUUAAAACUUUAUUGAAGAAUGAGUGAAGUAUUGCUGAAAUGUGGAAAUUUGGUUGGGUACCAUGCUUUUUCUCCCCUUCACGUUUGCAGUUGAUGUGUUUUUUUUAAUGUAUCUUAAAGGACAUAAAAUAAAAAACUUAAAUAUUGUAAUAUGACAGAUAACCUAAUAAUUGUAUCUACAUUAAAUGACAAACAUGAUAUUGCUGCUUGUCAAAUAAAAAAUAAAGAAAUAGAAUGCCUUUUUUAUGUGGAUGGAGUAUCACACUAAAUAUAUAUUAAUGUUCAUGAGUCAUCAAAGCAGUAAAUGCUGCUUUAGUUGCUUUUUAUCUGAAUGGUUUAACUCACUUGUACUCCUACUUAAAUCCUACUGAAAAAUGUCAAUUAUUGUUUUUGAGUGCAUAAAAAUGCAUUCAGCAUAAAGAAUGUUUUCUUUUUAAGGAUUGGGACUACACUGUAUAUAAGCAUCUUGAAUAUUGAGGAUUUAAUUCCUUCAGGAGUUUCUGGUGAUGUACUAUAUACCACAGAGAUGUAGUCUGAGGGAAUAUGUGGUGACUUCAAGUCUGGCAUAAGAAAGAGCCUUCAUCCAAAAAUGAUCUUCUGUUUUCAUAAUGAAUUAAUUCUAACAUAGACUAAUGCCCUAUCUCUCUUGCUUUCCCCUCUACUUUCCCCUCCACUUUUCACAGGUGUAGGUGAUCCUGUGACACCAGUCUGUUCCCUUGUACACCUGCCUACUUAAGACCCUUACACUUCUCUGAUAUUUCCAUGCUAGAUUCACUCAUAAGUCACAGCUAUGCCUAGCAAUGCAUAACCUUAACAACUUUAGAAAAAUCUGUAUGUUGCAUUAUACCAAGUGCCACUUAAAUAGACAUGAAAUUCCAUUAUUUUGUUUAUUAUACAUAUAAACAGCCAGUAUUAGAAUACUCUGGUCUAUUAUAUUUAUUAUCUAUUUAAACUAUCUUCCCAACCACCACAACACACACACACACACAGAGUUUUUUAAGCUAAAUCUUUUAAAGCAUAUUCCCACAUGAAUCACUUCACUUACAAUACUUUAGUGUAUAUCUCUUAACGGAUUAGGCUUUAACAAAAUAAUAAAAACAAAUCGCUUUUACAGUUGGUUUGUUUGACUGCACUUUUUCUAACUCAUGUCUCUUCAGUGGUUAAAAAUCUCCUGAGCUUAUAAUGACUUAUAUAUUGUAUAUUUCAUUGUACCUUUCUUCCUAGAGAGGAAAUAAUGGCAAACUGUGUAAUACUGUACAUUGCACUGUCAAAAAGCAAACCUUUGUUUUAAUAACUUGUUGAUAAAGUUUUCCAAAUUGGUUCCUUUUUUUCUUAAA
Molecule: messenger RNA, 4115 nt
Organism: Phyllostomus hastatus (greater spear-nosed bat)
Lineage: Eukaryota; Metazoa; Chordata; Mammalia; Chiroptera; Phyllostomidae
Gene: CUL2
Product: cullin 2
Exons: 22
Coding region: 333-2570 (745 amino acids)
Biological process (GO): protein ubiquitination; SCF-dependent proteasomal ubiquitin-dependent protein catabolic process
Cellular component (GO): SCF ubiquitin ligase complex; Cul2-RING ubiquitin ligase complex
Molecular function (GO): ubiquitin protein ligase binding
Source: RefSeq, a predicted model, not a curated record